This is a messenger RNA of Solea solea (common sole), 3214 nucleotides long. It is a transcript of the gene zpcx, whose product is annotated as zona pellucida protein C. Gene Ontology annotation, biological process: positive regulation of acrosome reaction; binding of sperm to zona pellucida; egg coat formation. Bases 1516 to 3156 code for a protein of 546 amino acids. Gene Ontology annotation, cellular component: extracellular matrix. The record is from RefSeq and is a predicted model, not a curated record. NCBI's taxonomy places the organism in Eukaryota, Metazoa, Chordata, Actinopteri, Pleuronectiformes, Soleidae. Gene Ontology annotation, molecular function: acrosin binding. The transcript has 10 exons.
AAGCUCAGGGUGUGGUCGUGGAGAUAUCACCACCACAUUUAUUUACCUGUCCUGAGGGGUCAGGUGGAGACUGACUAACUGGUUACUGACUCCCGUUUGUCUCAUUUGUUCAUGCAGGUGGGUGCUGUGGAAAUACUCUGGCUGUGUGGUGUCAAAACGAUUAACUUAAUAGUGUUUGCUGCCAUUUAAGUGCACAUCACAACACAAACAUAUGAUGGAUGAACCCUUAUUUUGAAACAAACACUGUGUUUAGUCACAAAUAUUUCACUUGAAUGUGUAAUCAAUAAACUGUCAUACAGUGUGAAGUGUAUAGACGCAUGUAAGUGGUAAUAAUGGUAAAUGUAACUUUGUAUAUCUCAUAUACUGUAAUGCUAUAAUUUAAUCACGAUGGUUACGAUAUUUGUUAUGUUUCUUUUAGGGAUGGGAAUCUGUAUCGGCCCGAUAUUCGUCAAAAUCACUGGCUCUGAUAUCGCACGGAUAAAAAAACUAAAAAUAAAUAAGCUGCUUCAUAAAUGGUCUACAAUGACUUUAUCGAACUAAUAUCAGUAUCAGUAGAUACCUGAGUUUGUGAUAUCAGUAUCGUAUCGGACAGGAAACACAGUGGUAUCGUCCCAUCUCUCAUUUCUUUCAUUCUGCUUAGAGAAGUUUGUUACUUUUGACCUCAUGAUACGACACACGAUACCAAUAACAUCACGAUACCAAUAACAUCACGAUACAACCCUUCUGUAAUAAUCCAUAUAUUAAAAGACAACCAUAUAGCAAUACAUCGCGAUAUCUGUCUGACUGAGGAAAACAAAACGUUGGUGAAAGAAGCUAAAAGUGCAGGAUUUCUCGAUUUAUUCACGGUCUGUGUGUUGUUACCCCGCUGUAAACGCCCUCUUCUUCAUCCAGGUAACUUCCUCACCAGGUUUUCCCUCAUUUAUUUGAGCAGCGCCGCCGCCCGCCUGGCGUCUGUGGCAUGGACUGUUUACUUUAGAGCACCUUCAUUUAUUCAAUUAAAAUAUCGAUAUUUGCGCUGGUGUAUCGAUUAUCGCGUUGCACGAGGAGCGAUACAUCACCAAAUCGAUAUUUUGACCCACCCCUGUUACAGUGAGUGGAUUCAUGGCUGGGCAAUUAAUCAAUAACAAGAGAGAGAGAGAGAACUCAAAAAAGUCCUAUAAGUAUAUUGAUAUGCUGUAUAACACAUGUAAUAACUUUGUACUGUUUCAUGUUUGUUUUAAUUUACCUGUUUCUUCAAAUUGAAAAGUCCAUCUUUAACCAUCUUACAUGUCACAGGAUACUUAUUGAUAAUGAAUGAUUUGUUUGUUGAAUGAAAUGUUUAUCACCUUUUCUUUUGUUUGUUGCUAAAGGUCCAGUCCUAUGAAUGACCGCCAAAUAAUGCUGAACAGAAUGCUUUAAGAGUUUAAAUCAUGAUUUUUCCCAGAGUUUGAGCCUCUGCCAUUCGAGGGAAUCUUUGAUUUCCCUCCAUAUGACACCGUCUUCAGCUCCUGGCGAACUCCAGGUCCUGACUUCCACAUGCACGCAGAGUUGCCUCCCAUGAUGAACGUCCCCAGGAUGCAGGUGUUCUGUGAUGAAUCCCGCUUCUCGGUGCUGGUUGAUAAGAGAAUCAAUGGAGCUGUGCUGACUGCAGAGGAGCUGCAGCUGGGGAACGGCUGCUCCAGCAACGGAGAGCGACCGAACCAGGUCGUCUUCACUUACAGUGUCGAUGAGUGUGGAACUACACAGAAGAUGCAGAAUGGCUUGGUGAUGUUCACCAACUCUGUCCACUUGACUGUGAAAGAACCUCUGGCUGCCCGGAGACAAACUCCUUCCACAGUACAUGUCUCCUGCAUCCCAGAGAGGUCUCUUUUCAAGGCCGUGUCUUCUGAGAGUGACAAGACCUUUGAUAUUAAAGCCAUGAACUCAUCCUGGACGAGUGCUGCCGAGUCUAACGUCUAUAAGAGAGGCCAGGUUGUCAACGUCCAGGUUUCUGCUAACCCUGGAGCUGGUGAGCAGCUUUUCAUCCAGUCCUGCUUCGUCUCUGCGUCCCCGGAUCCUCGAGAUAAACCCCGGCAUGCGGUCAUUAUGAACAAAGGGUGCACAGCCCCGCUGGGUUCUCCUCAUCCUGUUGCACAGUUUCUCUCCUCCAGCAGAAGAGAUGUGGUCAACUUAGCUCUGAACACAACUUAUCUAAUGGCGGAGAUCUACAUCCACUGUACUGCGAUCAUCUCAGACCAGGGUGUCACGACUGGCUCCAAAUCCUGCAACUACAACUUGAUGAAGUCCAGAUGGGAAGACCUGAGUGGAGAUGUUACGGUGUGUAAAUGCUGUAGCUCAAAGUGUAAAAGCAGACCCCAUCAGGAAGGCUUCAGAGCCACAGUCAGCACAGGCCCGUUUGUCACCGUGGACGACAACAUGAAGACGAGCUCCACGCCUGACGCCUCUGAACAUCAGCGGCCUCCACCUGCUGCUGUUGGCGACUCGAUGCAGUCUGACGCCACGGCGACGGACACGAUCGUUUCUGGAGCUUCACUUUCAAGAAGUAAACUCUCCUCGCCCCUGCAGGGCGUCGUGGUCGUGAGUCAGGAGCCGGUUUCCAGGCUGAUCCUCUGGCUUCCCGGGCAGGUGCAGGACGGUGAGCGCCAUAACGACGAAGGCUCCGAGGCUGAGGGUCUGACAGCAGACUCGAAGGAACGUAGUGUAGCUUUAAAUGAGCUCCCUGAGCCACGACCUUCAUCCUGCCUCAAUCCACCCUCACAUGGUCAAGAUGGUCAAAGAGACUCAGAGUCUCUGAGACGGAACAGGUUUGGACGGUCUGGAGUGUUGGACACAGACGUCCCUCAAGUCAACAUCCUUCUACCGGUUGAGAUGAUGCUGAAUGACCUCAAUUUUGACCUUAACCUAAAGGAAGAGGAGCUGACUGGGAUGCAGGCAGAUGCAGCCGAGAAGUCCCGAGAUCAACCGGCUGAUGUUGAACCAAUAAUUCGCUCUAAACUCCAGUUCUCCAAAGGUGCAGAUGGAACACAGACGUUGAGUUAUGAGGAGGAGGAAGUGAUGAAGAAGCCAGAGGUCAUGAGACGAGGGAUGGGUUUGAGAGAAGGGAAACCGGAGCACGGUCGGAAAGGACUGCGCUCAACUUUCCUGGAUUUCUUGAGGAGGAUGGACAAGGCUGAAUAACGGCAGUUUCAAGAGACUUUUAUAAAAACUUAAAUUGAAUAAAGGUACUGAUUAAAAA